Messenger RNA from Etheostoma spectabile (orangethroat darter), 3977 nucleotides. Its product is annotated as BUB3-interacting and GLEBS motif-containing protein ZNF207. The transcript has 12 exons. The record is from RefSeq and is a predicted model, not a curated record. The coding region runs from base 188 to 1585 and encodes 465 amino acids. NCBI's taxonomy places the organism in Eukaryota, Metazoa, Chordata, Actinopteri, Perciformes, Percidae. Gene Ontology annotation, biological process: mitotic spindle assembly; attachment of spindle microtubules to kinetochore; mitotic spindle assembly checkpoint signaling. Gene Ontology annotation, molecular function: microtubule binding. Gene Ontology annotation, cellular component: spindle matrix; nucleus; kinetochore.
GUGGAUCUCUCUUACUGGGCACGUUUCGUUCCUGAAGUCUUGGGCCACCAGAUGGCGCCUUGAGGCCGCAGUGUGUUGUGGGGGACUUGAGACCAGACGCGACGCCAUCUUCAAUAUCCCCAGUUGUUCUAUAAUCGGUGUGUUAGCUGUUUUACGUAACUGAAUUGACGUUGACAUUACAAAAAUCAUGGGAAGAAAGAAGAAAAAGCAAAUGAAGCCUUGGUGCUGGUACUGCAACAGAGAUUUUGAUGAUGAAAAGAUUCUCAUUCAGCAUCAGAAGGCCAAACAUUUCAAGUGCCACAUCUGUCAUAAAAAGCUGUACACUGGGCCUGGGCUUGCAAUCCACUGUAUGCAGGUACAUAAAGAGACCAUAGAUGGAGUCCCUAAUGCAAUCCCUGGAAGAACCGAUAUUGAGCUGGAAAUAUAUGGCAUGGAGGGUAUUCCCGAAAAAGACAUGGAAGAGAGAAGAAGAGUGCUAGAGCAAAAGAACCAAGAGACUCAAAAGAAAAAGCAGAACCAGGAUGACUCUGAUGAGUAUGAUGAAGAUGACGAACCUGGUCCCUCUUUCCAGCAGCCUUCUGCAGGCCAGCCACAGGCAGGCUACAUACCCCCUAUGACCCAGCCGAGCAUGCCUGGCUCUGGUGCUUCAGGGAUACCGCCAGGCAGCUACUCAGGAAUUCCCCCAAUGAUGCCAGGUGUGCCACCAAUGAUGCCAGGAAUGCCCCCUGUAAUGCCAGGAAUGCCUCCAGGGAUGAUACCAAUGGGUGGGAUGAUGCCUCCAGGCCCAGGGAUGCCACCAAUGAUGCCAGGUGUGCCACCAGGCAUGCCUCCUUCUGUGGGCCACUGUCCAGGCAUCACGCACAUGGCUCAGGUUCCCUCUGCUGCAAACAUGCUGACUAGACCUGCUGUCCCUGCUUCCACUGCCCCCUCAGGCCAGCUUGAUGUAACAAAGCCUCUUUUUCCCAUUGCUGGACAGAUGGGCAGUCGUGUUGCAAGUACAAGUGAAGGCUCAUCCAGUGCAGACUCACAGUUCGCCUCCCCUAAAGCUCUGUUCCCUGUCACAUCACAAAGUCAGCAGUCAGGGUCCCCCCACCCUCCUUCCUCUGAUCCCUCAAAGCCCACAUUCCCAGCCUACACUCAGACCACCGUAGCUGUGGCCAGCCCCAAUGCUGGCAGCAGUACGGUCUCCAAACCCCCCUCUACUGUGACCAGUAAGCCUGCCACCCUCACCACCUCCAGUGCAACUAGUAAGUUGAUCCACCCUGAUGAGGAUAUCUCACUGGAAGAGUUACGUGCUCAGUUGCAGAGGUACCAGCGCAGUAUUCCCCGCCCUGCCCAGAACACCGCUGCUGCCCCACCAGUGAGUUCUGUGGGUGGCAUGAUGGCUCCUCAGCAGCCCAGCAUGAGGCAUUCCAUACCUGGCCAGUACGGUGGUCCACCCCAGGGGCUGCCAGGCUACAUGCCAGGAGGGAUGCUUCCGUACGGACAAGCUCCUCCUGUGGUUCCCCCUGGGUACCAGGGAGCCCCUCCACGGCCACCCAUGGGUAUGAGACCCUCUGUCAUGUCUCCUGGAGCCCGCUACUGAAGCCUGCCAUCUUCAAUAGGUUUGGACACUCAACCCUUUUCUAAUGUCCUCAGCUGCUAGUAGACAAACCAGUAUUGGUAUUUUAGUACCACAACGUACUGUUUAUUCUACUACUGAGCUAUGAGGAAGAGACACUGAAUAAACAGACAAAAGAAUCACAGAGCGCAUGGGAAAUAUUUACACUGUACCUAACCAAGACUAUGAACUGUUGUUUCAAACCCUCUCUGUUCUGUGGCUUUUUUUCCUUCUCAUGUUUCAUUCAGGUUUAUAGAAGUGUAGUAGAUAUGGUUCGUAGUGUUGUGAAGGCGCUGGAGUUACAUGGGCAGUACCAACCUUUAUCAAGGCAAGUUUUAUGUAAAUACAUUUCUGUUCUAAGCUUAACAGUGAGGCCUUCACAGCACGUAGUGCUGUUGGACUUUGUGUCCCCAACUUUGUUUGGUGAGGGCUUCAAAUAACUUAAUUUAUUAAUUCUGUUUUAUGUGCAUAGUUUUAAUGAAGAAGUACUCCCAUAACCAUAAAUAGUUGAACUAUUAAACAAAGUGAUAUAUGUAUUGUUGUAAAACUGUAUUGUAAUAAAAUGUGGCAAACAUGUAAGACUCUUCUUUGCGGGAUGUUAGUGGGAAAAGAGACGUCAAUGCAGGUUUGUACUCCAGUUGAAAUAUGUUGGUUAAUGUUUUCUUUCGGCUAGAAAUAGUAUAUUGAUUUUUGUUUUUAUUGAUGCUUUGAACAUGGCAAGUGCAUUGUACAGCUGCAUAAUUCCGGGUCGCUGUAGCGCUAAAACCCAGAUUUCUCUUCUCCCUGUAGCGAUGCCAUGGGGGACUGGCUGAGGCCCUGUCUCAGUGUAGUCCUGUUUCAGCCUGAGGCAAGUCUCACCAUUUUCUGUCUUCUCAUUCAUUACCAGGGGCCCUCACAGCUUACAUGCUGUUGGAUCUCAAUGUCCCCAAACUUGCAGCAAGUUUGGUGAAGGCCCUUGUUUGUGUUUAGGCACCAUUUUCUUCAGGCAUGUAAAUUAUGUUCUUGAUUGUUGACCUCUAAUGUGUCAUUGAACUUGUAUCCUCCAUUCUUCGUUGGUGAGAGGAUCAGGAAGCUCAGUUUUCAUUUAAUAACUUUAUACUGAAAGUAUGUAGCUUUUAAUUGAAACAGUGUUCCUUAAGAAGCUUUUUAUUAAAGCUAGUUCUACAGUCAACAGCAGUUUACUACCUACCAUAUUAAAGCUUGGUCAAAAGUCUGUCACAUACAAAUACAUUACAUUUUUGUGAUGAACAAAUGACUUCAUAUGAAUGUGGAAAUUUCUUUACUACUUAAUCCUGUUUGUUUCAUCAGCCAUCCUCACUUGAUCAUGUGAGUUUAACUACUUACAUGAAGGAGAAUCCCUACCAAUAACAGGUUAGUUAAAUCUGUAAGUACCACUGCUGUAACCUGUAUUUUAUGUGCUCACACAAUUUGAUCUUAUCUGUCACCUUUUAAAAACAAUUAAGCAUUCUACAUUCAUAGCAGCCAAUCAUUCAAUAUGAUCGAGGAAUAACUCGGGGUAGAAAAUGUGUGCAACACAUUUCUUUCAACUAGUUCCUCUUAAUGUGAUCAGCAUCUAUAGUUUUUGAUGGGAAUAACCUCCAUUUAAACUAAUGAUUUAAUGCUUUGCUUGAGUAUCAAAAGCAGAGUCUUCACUGGUAAGUAUGGGCUCACUACUUCUGUUUAAUGUGCUGACAGGGCUGCGGGUCACCCACUGUGCCAGGUUAAAGGGGUACAUCAGUUUUUAUUUUGCUGGAAAUUGUUGAUACACAGUAUUGUCCACACAGGCUUGUUCAUUUUAAAUUGUUGUUACUUUACACUUUGACUAUAUUUUUAAAUGUGUGUAGUUUUAUUUUGUAUGUAGCCUAUAUUUAGAGGUACAAUUUAUUUUAAGGAAGUUUGGAAACCUAUUAAACGUGUAUGAUGUCCCUGUGUUGUGAUUGGUAGGUCUAUUUAUCUUUUACAUAAACAUUUUAAAAACAGGAAUGUCAGAAUCUGUAAUGUUAGUAAUUAGAAUAGCUUGAACAUUGUUUUCCAAUACUCAUCUACUUUGACAUUUGUGCAUCACACUACAUGCCACCUCUAAGUGAAUGUUCCACUUGAUCACCCCAGUCCAAGUCUGGCAUGUAUUCUAAUUCUCAGUUUAUAUUGAACAAUUGUGUCUGCUAAAGAAUACAGUCAAUUGAAACUAUACAUUUGUCAGCUUGUAGGUAAAGCUUUGGAAGAGUUUUUUCUGGUUGUAAGUUGAAGUGAAACACUGACGCUUAAAUGUUUUAAGCUCAGUCCCUCGAAGCAUAACUGGAUUUUGAUUUGUGAUGAAUGUGCCACUGUCUGAAUGUAUGCCUUUUUAAUCAUUGAAUAAAGCAAUUCAUUAACUCUU